Molecule: messenger RNA, 2772 nt
Organism: Aspergillus wentii DTO 134E9
Lineage: Eukaryota; Fungi; Ascomycota; Eurotiomycetes; Eurotiales; Aspergillaceae
Product: glycosyltransferase
Exons: 7
Coding region: 27-2639 (870 amino acids)
Biological process (GO): carbohydrate metabolic process
Molecular function (GO): UDP-glycosyltransferase activity; hexosyltransferase activity
Source: RefSeq, a predicted model, not a curated record
CUCUUGGGUGUGACACCAAAUGCAAAAUGGCCGAAACGAUAGUCCACAGAAUUCCCUCCGUGGUUGAUCCCAGCCAGGCAGAUCAGACAAAAGAGGCCAAAGUCAUUACAGGCGGUCUUUUUGCAGAGACAGGAGUCACUGAUGACGGCCGGUUAGUUGUUGACUUGCAAGAGCACUGUCCACGGAUUGGCAGUUUGUUGGAUGCCUUACGGCGCCAGAAUGAUGCUCGUCAGAGGUCAUGGAUGCCCGAAGAUAGCGAUACGCGGUUUCCCCUGCAACUGAACGUGGUGAUUCAUGUUGUGGGAUCUCGUGGAGAUGUCCAACCGUUCAUCGUGCUUGGUCAGGAGUUAAAGAGACACGGCCACCGGGUUCGGUUAGCUACACAUUUGGUCUUCCGCGAUUCCGUUCGCGAGAGUGGUUUGGAGUUUUUCAAUAUUGGAGGCGAUCCAGCUGGAUUAAUGUCCUUCAUGGUGAAAAACCCCAAGUUGCUCCCCAAGAUGGAAACUAUUAUCCAAGGGGAAAUCAUCCAGCGUAGGAAAGACAUCCGAAAGAUGCUGGGCGGUUGUUGGCGAUCGUGUUUUGAACCUGGCGAAGGCAUCAACUCGACUCCAGCAGAAUGGGAAUCAGCACCGCCGUUUAUUGCGGAUGCCAUCAUUGCUAACCCGCCUAGUUUUGCUCACAUUCAUUGUGCCGAGAAGAUGGGGAUUCCCCUCCACCUGAUGUUCACAAUGCCGUGGUCGCCUACUCAGUUCUUUUCACAUCCUAUGGCGAGCGUUCAUACAACCGGUAACAAAUCUACGGUCGCAAAUCUGGUCUCGUAUAUGAUUGCAGAAACGGUGAUGUGGCAGGGGGUAGGCGACCUCGUUAAUGAAUUCCGUCGUCGUGAACUGGGAUUACAAAAGUUGGAUUCCAUGAGAGCCCCUAGCCUAAUCCAUCGGCUGAAGAUCCCUUUUACAUACUUGUGGUCACCAUCCCUUCUCCCAAAGCCCAAUGAUUGGCAGAGUCAUAUCGACGUUGCUGGAUUCUGCUUCCCCCCGGUCAACGAAAACUACGAGCCUCCCCAAGAUCUCCUCGAAUUCCUCGAAGCUGGACCACCGCCUAUCUAUAUUGGGUUUGGGUCAAUUGUGGUGGACGAUCCGGAUGGUCUGACUGGGAUUAUUCUGGCCGCUGUAAAAGCAUCUGGCCAACGCGCAUUGGUCUCCAAGGGCUGGGGAGGGUUAGGGGCUGAUCAAAUCGAACAUGCUGAUGUAUUCUUCCUCGACAAUUGUCCGCACAACUGGUUAUUCCCCAGAGUGUCUGCGGUUAUUCAUCAUGGUGGCGCUGGGACGACUGCAACCGGGCUAGCUUUUGGGCGACCCACAGCCAUCGUACCAUUCUUUGGUGAUCAGCCUUUCUGGGGUAUGUUGGUUGCCAUGAAUGGGGCAGGUCCUGAGCCCAUUCCUUUUAAGCAAUUGACUACGCAUAGGCUAGUAGAGGCCAUCCGCUAUUGUCUUGAGCCCGAAACUGGAAAGAACGCAAAGGCUCUGAGUGAGAAAAUCCAGUCUGAGAAUGGUGCACUCAGGGCGAUGGAGAGUUUCCAUCAUCAUCUUAACUUGCAUAGGAUGCGAUGUGCACUGUGUCCUGAUCGCCCGGCUGUGUGGCGAAUCAAGCAUACGAAGAUCUAUGUUAGUGCCUUUGCUGCUUGUUGUCUCGUUCACUCCAAGAAACUUGCUCCAAAGGAUUUUAAGCUACACCGAACAAAAGCCUACGAUACGAAUCUGGAACCCGGGGUUCCUGGCCUCGCAGUAGCCGAAACAUUCACCGGUUCUUUAACCAAUUUCUUGACAGGACUGGUGGAGCUGCCAGUUCAACUAGUGCAGAAUUUUUCUCGGUCUCCUUCGGCUCGAUUUGCCGAGAGAUAUGGUCUGACAACCUAUUGCGAUAACCAGUUGUCUGGUCGCUCUUCCCUGUGUUCCGGAUCCCAAAGUGAUGGUCAACAAAACGAAAAACCAAACUCGGGUGCCGUAAUAUCCAGAUCUAGCACCUCGCUCUUUUCUACAUCAAGUCAAAGCUCACUGGAUAUGCCUUCGAUGGAUCGAGGAUCGGCAUCCUUUAAGAAUGUACUCGUCAAUACUAGUUACACUGGACGGCAGGUCUUUGAUUGGAUAUUGGAGCUACCGAUGAGUGUUACAUUCCUGCUCUGUCACACCUUUCAUUAUGCGCCUCGAUUUUACCAUGACCAAACCGUGCGUGAGACACCAAUAGCCACCGGGCUGCAAUCGGGAUUUGUUGGUGCCGGUGAGGAACUGAUGUAUAGCUUGUAUGACGGAAUCACUGGUGUUAUAACCCAACCUCAUCUUGGAUGGAAAAGCGACGGAGCUGUAGGUCUCCUGUCAGGAGCUGGCAAGGGCGUUGGUGGGUUACUGCUUAAACCCCAAGCUGGAUUAUGGGGUUUAUUAGGAUAUCCCCUCAACGGACUCCAUCAAAGCAUUGCAAAAUCGUAUGGGAAAAAUCGCCGAUGUUGUGUCGUAAAAUCACGCAUCACGCAAGGGUUGGCAGAAUUGCAGCUUGCAUCUGAAGACCAGCGGGCGGCUGUUUUUGAUCGGUGGAAGAGGGAGUAUGAGCAGAAAAUCAUGGUCAAGCUUGGGAGGGCUCAUUAGAAAAAUUGUUAUGUCACCGUUGGAAGAUUGGUGAGUUGUAAAUUAUGCUGUUUUCAUAAUACAGUUCUUUGUAAGGUAAUUAUGACUCCUAAACAGUCUGAUUAGAUGCUGGUAUGGACCCAGUACGGUAGCC